This is a messenger RNA of Nyctereutes procyonoides (raccoon dog), 454 nucleotides long. It is a transcript of the gene SNRPF, whose product is annotated as small nuclear ribonucleoprotein polypeptide F. NCBI's taxonomy places the organism in Eukaryota, Metazoa, Chordata, Mammalia, Carnivora, Canidae. The record is from RefSeq and is a predicted model, not a curated record. Gene Ontology annotation, molecular function: RNA binding. The transcript has 4 exons. Gene Ontology annotation, biological process: mRNA splicing, via spliceosome; spliceosomal snRNP assembly. Gene Ontology annotation, cellular component: catalytic step 2 spliceosome; U1 snRNP. The coding region runs from base 129 to 389 and encodes 86 amino acids.
GCUGCUGUUUGGCGGCCAUUUCUCUGGAAGCUUCGCGGUUCGCGCGGGGCCGGAGUUACUCCCGUCACGAGGGACGGACUACAGCUGGGUCGGCGGCGAGCGGCCUGCAGCGUUGGCUUGUGGUCGCAAUGAGUUUGCCUCUCAAUCCGAAACCUUUUCUGAAUGGAUUAACAGGAAAGCCAGUAAUGGUGAAACUGAAGUGGGGAAUGGAGUACAAAGGCUACCUCGUAUCUGUAGAUGGCUAUAUGAACAUGCAGCUUGCAAACACAGAAGAAUACAUAGAUGGAGCGUUGUCUGGACAUUUGGGUGAAGUUUUAAUAAGGUGUAAUAAUGUCCUUUAUAUCAGGGGUGUUGAAGAAGAGGAAGAAGAUGGAGAAAUGAGAGAAUAGCAUCUUUUGUGGGGAAUGUUUUUUAUAUAUAUUUCUAGACAAUAAACUUUUUUUUUUCAACUUGA